Molecule: messenger RNA, 483 nt
Organism: Angiostrongylus costaricensis
Lineage: Eukaryota; Metazoa; Nematoda; Chromadorea; Rhabditida; Metastrongylidae
Source: the annotation of a GenBank genome assembly
AUGUGUGUGCAUGUGUGUGGUCUGUUUGCUUUCCGCCUUCCUGUCCGUUUGUCUGUCUAUGUGUCUGUGCCUGUUAAUCGCGAUGAUCUUUUGAAUGUGGACAACAAAAACUGGAAUGGAAUUGUUUGCAGGCGAUGCGACUCACUUAUAUUUCCAGAAGACAAGGUCGGCUACAUUGAAAACUAUACUGCUGAACUGCCAGUCAUGACAGUUGGAGGCAGAGAAGGAAAAGAAACAGAAACCAUCUCUUGGUGGUGGCACACAAAGAGCGACAAGGAUUUCGAUACGAUCGGUUUCGAAUGGCUCGUCAUCGAUAACAAAAAGGUUACUCUACUUUGCGGUGACUGUGAAUUCGGUCCGAUCGGAUUACGCUCAUUGGACGACAAGGAGUUCUGGGUGGCUGUUGAAAGGGUCCGCUACAAGGACAAGAAUCCUGUAAUAUUUACGAAAUCAAACCAGUUCCAAUUUUUAGAAAAACCCUGA